This is a messenger RNA of Orycteropus afer afer, 798 nucleotides long. RefSeq names its product CCAAT enhancer binding protein delta (gene CEBPD). Lineage: Eukaryota; Metazoa; Chordata; Mammalia; Tubulidentata; Orycteropodidae. Gene Ontology annotation, molecular function: RNA polymerase II cis-regulatory region sequence-specific DNA binding; DNA-binding transcription factor activity, RNA polymerase II-specific. The transcript has a single exon. Gene Ontology annotation, biological process: DNA-templated transcription; regulation of cell differentiation; regulation of transcription by RNA polymerase II. Bases 1 to 798 code for a protein of 265 amino acids. The record is from RefSeq and is a predicted model, not a curated record.
AUGAGCGCCGCGCUCUUCAGCCUGGACAGCCCGGCGCGCGGCGCGCCCUGGCCUGCGGAGCCCGCGGCCUUCUACGAGGCUGGCCGCUCGGGCAAGCCGGGUCGUGCCGCCCAGCAGGAGGGCCUGGCAGAGUUAGGCGCUACCGCGCCCGCAAUGUACGACGACGAGAGCGCCAUCGACUUCAGCGCCUACAUCGACUCCAUGGCUGCUGUGCCCACGCUGGAGCUGUGCCACGACGAGCUCUUCGCCGACCUCUUCAACAGCAACCACAAGGCAGGAGGCGCAGCGGGAGCAGGCAGCCUUGAGCUGUUGCCUGGCGGCCCCGCGCGACCCUCGGGCCCGGCCCUACGCCUCCUCAAACGCGAACCAGACUGGGGCGACGGCGACGCUCCCGGCUCGCUGUUGCCCGCGCAGGUGGCCGCGUGCGCGCAGACCGUGGUGAGUCUGGUGGCGGCUGCGCAACCUACGCCGCCUGCGUCCCCCGAGCCGCCACGCGGCAGCCCCAGGCCGCCCCCGCCUGCCCGCGACAAGAGCUCGGGCAAGAGGGGCCCAGACCGCGGCAGCCCAGAGUACCGGCAACGGCGCGAGCGCAAUAACAUCGCCGUUCGCAAGAGCCGCGACAAAGCCAAGCGGCGCAACCAGGAGAUGCAGCAGAAGUUGGUGGAGCUGUCCGCAGAGAAUGAGAAGCUGCAGCGGCGCGUGGAGCAGCUCACGCGGGACCUGGCCGGCCUCCGGCAGUUCUUCAAGCAGCUGCCCGGGGCGUCCUUCCUCCCCGCCGGGGCCUCUGAUGGCCGGUGA